Molecule: messenger RNA, 6429 nt
Organism: Bactrocera dorsalis (oriental fruit fly)
Lineage: Eukaryota; Metazoa; Arthropoda; Insecta; Diptera; Tephritidae
Gene: Rfx
Product: DNA-binding protein RFX2
Exons: 12
Coding region: 702-3266 (854 amino acids)
Biological process (GO): regulation of transcription by RNA polymerase II
Molecular function (GO): RNA polymerase II cis-regulatory region sequence-specific DNA binding; DNA-binding transcription factor activity, RNA polymerase II-specific
Source: RefSeq, a predicted model, not a curated record
ACAACUUUAAUAACUUUAAAUAGCAUUCGGCUAAACGCAAAUUAUUGCAGCGUUGUCAAGGAAACAAGAAAAACAACAUUGAACCAACACAAGAAUUAUAGUCGAAGCCUCAAUUUUCCUUCCGGUGCAGUAAUCGCCAAAAAGGAUUCAAUUUAUUCUGGCCAAAUCUGUGGACUUCUCUACGGAUGCCGCACACCGCAAGCGGCACCACGCCUUCGGCCAACAGAUUAAAAUAUUAUUCUUACAAGUGAACAUACAUAUACUUUCGCACAACACGGCCUUAAAUUACGCCUUAUAGCAUUUUCGAAACAUAAAAAUAUUUCAAUGGUCUUUGGGAUGCUUUGAACAUGUAGCAGCGAAGGAUGUCGUUAUCAUAUGACAAAUCGGGUGUAUAAAAUAAUAACUAGCAGGAUGUAAUCUUCAAAGAGAAACUACCAAAUAAUUUGAACAAAGAGUUGCCUUCAUUUAUGUAAACUAAGAUCUAGUCAAGAGUAUUUUAGCACAAAACCACAAAAUAGCGCUCAAACAAACACAGCACCUAAAAUAAUUUAUAUACACACAACAACAACUUUAUACACACUAUAUAUACAUAUAUAUAGUACGAUACGAAUAUAGUAAUAAAGAGUAGAAAAUAAUUAACCAAAAAACUAAGAGCAACAAACAUCGAAACCGAGCACGAGUGCGUGUUGUUACCAGCUAUUAUGACCACACGACUUGCAACACAGCGAAACUUUAUACUCUCAACGAAUGCGAAUGUGGCGCCAAACGCGGUCGAUGCCACUGCAGCCACGUCCGGUGUCAACGCGACCGUGGACGAUGUCAAUGUUGCAACCGUGAAUGUAUUGUCAACACGGGAUAUCAAGCAUGAGGAGAUUGCCACCGAAAUCGCAAAUGCUUGCUCAUCCUCGUCGAAUGCCGAGCACUUUGAAUAUAUCGAUACGACGGUGGACGUUGUGUCCGCAGCCAAUAUGGAGGAUGUCAUCACACAACAAAACAAACUGGUGGGCAAUGAACAGAAUGAAGCCGUGGCGCUUAUCAGCGUCGUGGUGCCGAUGGAUGCCUCCGAUUCCACUGGCAGUGAGACACAUGUCAAUAUGUCAGAUUUAAGUGCAAUUAAAGAUAACGCUGACUUGUCGCAACAUGUGGCCAACGGGCAAGUGACGCUAGUGCAGGCGCAGACAGCGGACGGUGACGAGGGCACACCACAAUACAUUACCGUUACAGUGUCGGCGCAGGAUGCUGGCCAGAACUAUCAAGUGCAAUAUGUAGAUACAGAGUUGUAUCACGGCAAUUCCAGCCAAACCCAAAUGACGUAUCCCUUUUGCCCUGUUGGCGAUUAUCAAACGAACGGUCAAACUUACUACUCCACGGCGGCAGGCAGCAAUUACGCAACCGCUUCGGUCGCAAACGGACCCACAACACACGCUUCGUCCCUGCCGUACCUGGUACCCGUGGAAGAGGGAUUAUUGCUGAACACUUCAUCGCAAUCGCAUAGUCGCGACUCGCCACAUAGCUUAACGGAAGUGGCUUACAUUCAGGAGGCGCAGAGUACACCGCAAACGCCCACAUCUACAACAACUACGAACUCGGUGAGUGGCGGUAGCAUCGGCACUGGCGGCGGGGGCGCAUCGCCAGACAGCGAACAAAAUGGACUCGGCACCUCCAACAAAGUAGCCUCAGCCACGAUCAAGUGGUUGUCACGCAACUACGAGACGGCCGAUGGCGUCAGUCUACCCCGUUCCACGCUGUACAACCACUACAUACAGCACUGCAACGAGAACAAAUUGGAGCCGGUGAAUGCCGCCAGUUUCGGCAAACUAAUUCGUUCGGUGUUCUCUGGCUUGCGUACACGUCGUUUGGGCACACGCGGCAACUCGAAAUAUCACUACUAUGGCAUACGCAUCAAACCGGACUCGAUACUGAAUCACAUGAUGGACGAAAAGCCGACGUAUUCAACACAUUCCGGGAAUAGUGUGUCGACCGGCAUUGGACAUUCCACGGCCGGCGGCGGUGUAGUGUCGACCAGUGGAGGCGGCGGCAGCGGCAGUAGCAAUAUGCAGAACAAUGGCAAUCGCAGUUUGAAGAAGUUGAGCUUCAAGCCAGAAUCCUACGAAACUUGUGCACAGUAUUUGGGCGAUGGCGCUGGCGCGAUUCCCUCGUUUCCCGCCAUCGAAUUGAAUCACACGUACAGCAGUGAGCUCUCGCUUGAGGAUGUGGAGACAUUUCGCGCCAUGUACCGCGAGCAUUGCGAAUCCUUUUUGGAUGCUGUACUGAAUCUGGAGUUCAGUACCAUUGAAUAUUUGUGGCGUGACUUUUGGCGUGCCAACGACAACAACAAUUUAGAGGAAUGUGAAGAGGAGAAGUAUCUGAGCAAGACGAAACUAUAUCUGCUAUGCCAUUGCGCAGAAGUACAAAAGUUUAUCAAAGAGGUUGACUAUCAAUUCUACCAAAACAUGGUCGAUGUAAUCAUUCCCGAUGUUCUACGCUCCAUACCGAAUGCUCUCACACAAGCCAUUCGCAAUUUCGCCAAGAAUCUGGAGCUUUGGUUGUGCGAAUCCAUGGCCGGCGUGCCUGAUCGCUUGGUACAAAUCAAAUCGGCAGCGGUGUCGGCAUUUUGCCAAACUCUGCGACGCUACACCUCGCUCAAUCAUUUGGCGCAAGCAGCGCGUGCCGUACUCCAAAAUAGUUCGCAAAUAACACAAAUGCUGAACGACUUAAAUCGUGUGGACUUCCAUAAUGUUCAAGAACAAGCAGCUUGGGUAUGCCAAUGUGAGCCGGCGGUAGUGCAACGUUUGGAGAAUGAUUUCAAGUCGGCACUGCAACAACAAAGCUCCUUGGAACAAUGGGCCUCUUGGCUGCAACUGGUCGUUGAUUCUGCCCUACAGGAGUAUCGUGGCAAGCCCAGCUACGCCAAGGCAGCGCGCCAAUUCCUACUCAAGUGGAGCUUUUACAGCUCCAUGGUUAUACGUGACCUGACACUACGAUCCGCUUCCAGUUUCGGCAGUUUUCAUUUGAUACGUUUACUCUAUGAUGAGUAUAUGUUUUACCUGGUCGAGCACAAAAUAGCUGAGGCACAGCAGAAGACCGCCAUAGCGGUUAUUUGCGAUCGCAUGCACAAGGAUAUAGACUUCGAGUUUGACUACCAGUUGGAGUUUAUCAGCGAGACCCAUGAACAGCAGCAGCAACAACAACAACAACAUAACUCAGUGAACAUCAACACUACUUCCUCUGUCGGCAAUCCUGCGAAGCGUCUAAAGCACGAAUGAGUAAGUGCCGCGGUAGAACUGCAGAGCGUACACCGAACGACACCGAGCAGUAUUCAAUGUAACGAUGUUGGCGUGCUGCAGGCAAAGUUUGCCGAGUAUCUUUGCUUGUUGGCAUCCUUAUAGUGGUAGUAGCACUAGUUGUAGUCCAUAAAAGAUAGCCAUAGCCAUAGCUGCAAGAAACGCCAUUGAAGCACCAAAUAUAUACAUACAUAUAUAUGUAAUAAUGCAAAAGAAUAUAUAUAAUAUUAUAUAUGCAUGCGCGUGCGCGAGAACUUGCAUUAUACGAGUAUGUGUUAGCAAAGGAAAACAUUUCCAAGCAUUUAAGCAUUUAAAUAAUACAGACAUACAAAUUAAGCAAGUAAUAUUUAAUUUUUAAGUUUUUUUUAACGCAUGUUUAUUUGAAUAGAAGGCAAGUAAUUUGUAAUUGCCACCAAAUAGUGUUAAGCCGUCCAUACAUAAAGAAAAUGCCGACACCCCAAUUGUGCGCCUCUAGCGUAUGUGCUUGUGGGUGUUUAUUGAUUGUAAAGUUGUUUUUCGAAGAAUUGGUACAAUACAAUACGUAAAAAUAUACUAUGAAAAUAAUUAUCAUGUUUAGGUGUCAUAUACAUAAUAUAUGUAUGCUUGUAUGUAUAGUUGUUGCUUUUUAUGCCUUUGCAUAUAUAUAAAAAUAUAUAUAUGUUUAUAUAUGUAUAAAAUAUCAUCUAGUGUCAGUUUUGUAAGGUUUCACGAAGUAUGAACGCCAUUGUUUCCCGGCGGAAAGUGAAAAUUCCACUACUUGGAACUUCUGCCGCUCCAGAAAUAAUAUUCCUAAGAAGAAGAAGCGAACCGGCAUCUAAAAUUAACUAUACGCUUUGGCUUGUAAGCACUUUUUUACGUUGUGGAUAAAGGACACAAUGUGAAACGAAUGAAAUGAUAACUAAAAUUACUUUGUUUUUGUACAAAAACUGUAAUCUUUCAAAAAUUGGAAUCACUUUUUAUUAGGUUUUUAACUUCUUCCAACUUUAUCGCCAGUCAAUUUCGCACUUAAAAACUUUGAAGUGCCAGCUCAGUAAUACAAAAUAUAUUCUAAAAUCGCCAUAAGAAGGAAUAUCUUCAAUUUCGCUCCCAUUAGCGAAGAUUUUUGCUCAAAUAGCGUAAAAAGUAUUUAAAUAUAGUAUGACUUUAAUUUGGAUAUAUUUUUUAGCAUUUAAAUUUUAUUUUUUAUCGCACAAAUAUCUAUAUUUGAGUAUCUCAGUACAAUAUUUUUGUUCUUAGAAGUUUCACUAAAAAUUUUUGAAAACUAAAUACCUUGUAAGAGGUUCAAACAGCCAUCAAAUUUAGUUAAUUAGCAAAUUGUAGGAGUUAUAGAAAAAUCGGAAUAAAUUUUUCAUUUUAAGGUUAUGUUAUUAAAUCAACUUACCUACAUGUUUCUUAUUUUCUAAUCAAAUUUAAAAAAUUAUGUAUAAAAGAUAUGGGUAUCAAAAUGUGUAUCUAAUUAAUUGACCGUUAUUUCGAAGCCCAUGCUUCAAAAGCCGCACUGAAAUAUCAUUAUAAAAAAUAAAUUUUGCCUUGGCUAUAUUAAAUUUGCUUAUAUUCUAAUAUAUACAUUUAUAUAAAUGAUCAGCGUGACGAGCUGAGUCGGUUUUGCCAUGUCGCAUAUACACGAUUUAGUCUCUCGAACUGAAAACACGUCAUUUUCUCUCCAAGAAGCUGCUCAGUUUUAACGCCGAUAUCGAACCACUAUAGCAUAUAGCUGCAAACAAAAUUACGGAUCAAAAUCUUACACAAAAAACUUUGCUAUUUGAAAAGAUAUAUUCACGAUCCUAGCCUUUUAUUGCUCAAGGCAACGCUACAAUGUCCGAAUAGUUUUUUUUAGAUCAGAACACUAUAGCAUAUAGCUUUUAUACAAACUAACCAACCAUACUUAUUUUAUUUGUGAGAAAUAUUCUAUCUUCGGUGUAACCGGAAGUUUUUUUCCGUUUGAAAUUCCCAACGCCAUUCCAACAUAAAUAGGAUUUUUACUUAAAGAUUCAAAAACCUUUGAUAAGGUGAUGCCUAUUUGCUUAAGAGGUUAGACCAGUUUAAGAAUUACACAAAAAUUCCAAAUAUGUUUUAAAAAACAAUUUAGAUUUCUAAAAAUAUUAAUAAAUUAUUAGAAAAGUUGUGUCCAACCCACUGUAGUGUCGAGACGUUUGGGUUGAACAGCUUCAGCACCUAGAAUUUGAAACGCAGGCGCCAUUUUGUAUACCGUCAAUACAACACAUAAAGCCUUUCAGAAAUUUAAAUCCUUUUUCUUUAUUCCAAAAAUUAUAAAUGAAAAAAAUUUACCUUUUUUCAAAGUUCUAGAUUGGUUUAACCCCAUAAUAGGCCAUAACAGUUUGCAGAACUAUAUUAAAAUUAUAUAAUAUUGAACACGAAUUCAAAAUUCAUGAGUAUUUUAGAUGUUCAUUUACCAGUUUGCUAGUCAUAAACGUGUUAAUAAACUGCUUUUAUUUUAGAAAUUUUUUUUUUCAAAAUGUUCACAUGCAUCACCUAGCAUUAAAAAGCAUUGCGUAGUUUAUAAAUAAAAUUAUUUUCGACUGCAGCACUUAUUGUGGGUAAUUUAAAUAAAUGUAAAUUAGAAGUUUUUAUAAAAAUAAAAAUAUAUACAUACAUAUAUAUUAUAACAGUAAUAUAUUUAAUAAUAAAAUUUCUUUACAACGCAUACAAUGUUUCAUGUACAAAUAUGAAUCGAGUAUUUUUAUAAGAUGAUUAAUACCAAACAGCACAAAGGAAUAUAAAACUAUAUUGUUCUGCAUAGUCAAUAAUUUCGUAAUUGCUCAAAGAACUCUAUGAAUGUAAUUGUUAUAUGUAUAUUUUAUAGUAAACGCAAUAAACAUUCCAAUGCUCAAACCUUCAUUGUAUUAAAUAUAUAUAUGUGUAUGUGUACUUAUAAACAUACAUAUUUACCUAUAUCGUAUACAUAUAAAUAUCGGUACAAAAUGUGGCGCAAUUCGUUUUGACUACAGCGAAAAAAAUUCAGAAUUGGUUGUUAAAAUUAAGCAAAUAUGCUACAAACUAUAUUUUUAAGCAAUGUGAAAAUAUACUAACUAUAAAACCUUAUAAAAAAUAACAAUUUUGGAAAUCAAAUUAUUUACUAUGACUCUAAAUAUAUGUAAUGCAAAAUAAAGAACUAUCAAAUAUA